Messenger RNA from Aspergillus nomiae NRRL 13137, 3417 nucleotides. Its product is annotated as putative C6 transcription factor. The coding region runs from base 1 to 3417 and encodes 1138 amino acids. Gene Ontology annotation, cellular component: plasma membrane. The record is from RefSeq and is a predicted model, not a curated record. The transcript has 12 exons. Gene Ontology annotation, biological process: transmembrane transport; carboxylic acid transport; DNA-templated transcription. NCBI's taxonomy places the organism in Eukaryota, Fungi, Ascomycota, Eurotiomycetes, Eurotiales, Aspergillaceae. Gene Ontology annotation, molecular function: zinc ion binding; carboxylic acid transmembrane transporter activity; DNA binding.
AUGACCUCGGUAGAAAGUUCUCCGGCCGAUUCUUCAAUGAUCAAGGAUGCCGAUGUCACAGUGAGCAAAUGGACAGGCUUACAAGGACGGGAGAACACAAUCGAGAGCAGGGAGGAUGUCGAAGCUGGUCAAUCCAGCAAAAGUUCCGGGGUUCUGAAUGUGAUCAUUUCGGGUCUGGCUCUUUUCAGUGAUGGAUACAAUGCCCAGAUUAGAGAAAUCUUUGGCAUGCUUUUCUUUGGUGUUCUCAUUGAUCGCAUGGGACGAAGGACGGGUGUGGUAGCGGCCACUGCGUUCUUAGUUCUGGGUAUUGCAUUGGCAGCAGCUGCGCACGGGAAAUCCGAGCUUGGAAUGUUCUGGAUGAUGAUCAUUGCCCGUGGUGUUGCUGGCUUUGGAGCCGGCGGCGAGUAUCCCGUUUGCGCAACGAGUGCAACGGAGGCAGCAGACGAGACAACGAAGCUUCGGAAAAACCGAGGCUUCUUGGUAGCCUCAACUACUGAUUUUGCCGUGGACCUGGGCUUUGUCUCCGCUGGUAUCGUGGCGCUGAUUGUUCUCGCUUGCUAUGGUCAAGAGACUAGAGCUGGUGUAUGGCGUAUAUCCUUUGGCAUUGGAUUUGUGCUUCCCCUUUUCAUCUGCUUCUUCCGGAUUCGCAUGAUCAAUUCGACUCAGUACCAAAAGCACAGCAUCAAAUCUAGGUAUCCAUAUGGGCUCAUUCUCAAAAGAUAUUGGAAGCCGAUGCUCGGAACCUCCCUGGCGUGGUUCUGCUACGACUUUGUCACCUACCCGUUCGGAAUCUUCUCAUCCACCAUUAUCCAGCAAUUGAUGACGGACAAUUCAACUGUCCAGAACAUCGGUUAUGGAACAGUGAUCAACUGCUUCUAUCUUCCUGGGUGCCUUCUUGGAGGGUAUCUCAUGGACAAAAUUGGUCGCAAGCAAAACAUGACUCUUGGUUUCAUGCUCUGGUCCAUCUGGGGCUUCAUCCUUGGUGGUGCGCUUCACCCAAUCCAAAGCGUGUUCCCGCUGUUCGUGGUGAUGUACGGCAUUUUCAUGGCCUUGGGCGAAAUGGGCCCCGGUGUAUCUACGUUUCUCUGUGCUGCGGAGUCCUUUCCAACUCCUCUCCGUGGUCACUUUCUGGGAUUUGCUGCCGCCGUGGGCAAGGCUGGUGCUUCUAUUGGAACGGAAGUGUUCACUCCCAUUCAGAACUCGUUCGAUACCACGGCAAAGGGCCAACAAGCCGUGUUCUUGAUUGCUUCUGCCUUUACAGUGGUCGGAGGUCUCAUUGCAUGGUUCUUGAUUCCGGAUAUGUCUCGCGAGUUGGAGGAUGAGGAUGCCAGGUUCAAGGCAUACUUAGAGGAGAACGGAUACGACGUUAAGCUUCCUUUAUCGGAUGCCACCUCAGACUUCAACAUGAAUCAAACCCGAACUCACGGAGGAUCCUUAUCAUUAGAAGAACAGCCGAAAGAACAACAGGCGCAUGAAGAUACCGCGCAAUUAAUCGCGUUGGUGUGGGGAUAUUUAAUGGCGGAGCGACCGACGAGAGGCCCCGCAGUCCGCCGCAAUGGCACACUCCAGUCUUGCGAACCUUGUCGCAAGGCCAAGCUGCGUAUCUCAAGCCCAUCAUUGGCAAUGGAAAGUACUCGACUCGGCGCAAACUUGGAGCCAACCCCCGAGCUUCCUGGCUAUCUCGGGGCGACUAGUUACUCGGCUAUUCUUGCGGAGCAUCCCAGUAAUCUUCCGUUCGAAAUAGAUCACAGCACAGUGACAGGUACUCCGGUUAGGGCUGUCGACCCAGACCGUCUAAGGGCUGGCCUAGAGCUAUUGAAACUCAUCUAUGACUUUCCGAUCUAUGAUGUUUUGGUCCGGAAGCUCUACUCCAAGAAAUCAAUCGUCGUAGUUCCGAUUGCUAUUAUUGACGCAAUUAUAGAGUCUAUCCGGAGUACCUUUGACAGUCUGGACAUUAGAAGCGACAUUGAAGCCCAGUUGCAGGCUUUGGUCUAUCAGAUAUCUCAUAAUACUUCAAGGCCGCUAACCACACAUCGCUCGAUGACUGCCCAGGAGUAUUGCGCCUCAUUUACUGGUAAGAACCUUCGAUGGGAGUCUCUUGGGAUAGUUCUGACUAUCUCUGGGAUAUCCUUGAUGUCUACGUCGGACAAUGACCCGGACCUUGUUCAGGCAGCGCCUAGCAGUGAAGCUCGCGAAAGACUGCGCGCUCAGAUCGUGGAGGCAAGCAGCAUCUGUCUCAACUUCUGUGACCAGGCAUCUUCAAUAAACGAAUUACUAGGCUUUGCUCAGUAUAACGAUGUCAUGUUGAAAACUCAACAUUUUGGCGACACGAGCUAUCAAGCUUGGCGCCGACUGGGCGACUUGUCAGCUACAGUGUAUGCUGCUGGCUUUCAUCAGGAAAGCUCGCAGGCUGAUGAUUGCCCAUUCUUCCUCCGACAGUGGAGAAAGAUAUGUUUCGCCUCUGCAUUUUAUGCGGAUAAGGCGAUAGCCACCUUCGUCGGGCGACCGCCAUUUAUCAACUAUCGAUACUGCUCGCUGACGCCUCCCAUGGACUUGCAUGAGGAUGUUCUAGUGGCAGGGGGUGAAGAUCUCACUAAUGCCAUUUCCAGCUUGAGCAUGGAAGGUUGGAACACCCAACGGCAAAAUUACAGAGUGAGCAUGAUACGUCUUCGGUUCCUCUUUUCUGUGUAUAGGGAUCAAGCUCUCGAAGUAGCAUUGGGAACAGGCGAUGAUUGGGAUUUAGUCCAAAAGUCCAACCAAAUCAUCGAGAAAGCGCGAGCCACAUUGGAAGCAGCCCCACCUUUCAUUCGAUACGACAUUCAUGGGCAGAGCGAGGAUGCGGAAUCAUACGCUUUAUCUUUUCCCAGUCUCCACAUGUACCUCGACUACCUCUACACAAUUUUCCUUCUCCAGAGGGUUCUGGUGAAACGCACGAAUGCAGGGCAAGAGGCGUUGAUCCACACGUCGCGCGAGGCCCUUUCGAUCGUUAUCAGGAUAGGCUCCGAAUGUGAGCCGUCCAUGGACUUGAACAGACACUAUUCCUGGCUGAUAUUGUACUACGGGGUGCCCAGUGCCAGUGUUCUGAUCCUUGAACUUCUUCACCAAACCCAGGAAAUCGGCCCGCACUCUGUCAUGUUGCCUCGCGCGGAAAUCAUUCGCAAUCUAAGUGUAUUUCUAUCAUGUCUGUCGUGGGUUCCGCGUCCAACCUUUGGUAACUAUCAGACCUGCAAGGAAGCGGAGAAGAAACUAUCCCAUAUUCUCGACCAAAUCAUUGACCCACAGCCUAUCCAACGAGAGGUCUUCAACGACGUGACCUCUGGUCUGGACAGCUUCUUGGAUUGGUACAAUCCCAGUAACUGGGACUUCAACACUGAUUUCCUGUCUUCCACCGACAGCUUUGGCCUUGCAAGGAAUUAG